AUGUGUGUCAGACCUUUUGACAUUGACAGCAUUUAUCUGAUUAUAAUAACCGUCUUCAUUUUCGCCAUCGUGACAUGGAACAUCCUGGACAACACCUUCAGACUUCAAAAUCAGAUAGGCCACUGCAUAGAGGAAUUCUCUUCAAGCGAUCAUGGUUUACAGUUCCAGAAAGGCAUCCGAUGGUUCCUGCGACUACUCGCUAUCGCUGUUGCAUUGUGGGUAAUUAUUGAUGUAGGAAUCAGACGACCUGCGAACCUUAUAUCAUUGGCGGGCAUCGCUUUUUACGUUUUACUCUUCUUCAUCUUCUCUAUCGAUCGAUCAAAGAUCAAAUGGCAUACUGUGUUCUGGGGUUUAAUGCUGCAGAUGAUUAUCGCCAUAUUUAUUAUCAAAACCAAAGAAGGUUUUACGCUAUUUUAUUGGAUUGGCGAGAGAGUGACAGAUUUCUUGAGACACAGUGACGUCGGUUCCAAAUUCGUUUUUGGCGAUGCCUACACUGCACAUCCGUUCGUCUUUAUUGUAAUGCCAAUGAUCGUAUUUUUUAGCUCUGUCAUGUCGAUCCUUUAUUACUGGGGUGUCAUGCAGAGUGUGGUCCGUGUUUUUGGUCGAUUCCUUGCUUUCACCAUGGACACUACCCCUGCUGAAUCAAUUAGUGCUGCCAGCAACAUCUUUAUUGGAAUGACUGAAGCCCCUUUGAUUGUAAAACCCUUCAUUACUGAAAUGACAUUGUCUGAAUUGCACGCUGUGAUGACUGGCGGCUUUGCAACCAUUGCCGGCUCCCUCUUAGGAUUGUACAUCAGCUACGGGGUGAAAGCUCAACAUAUCAUAUCGGCCUCUGUAAUGUCAGCUCCUGCCGCCCUCGCGAUGUCCAAGUUGGUCUAUCCAGAAACUGAAGUUUCAAAAGGAAAUUCCAAAGAUUACAACAAACUUGAUAUAGGCCAUCAGAAGAACACGAUCGAUGCCGCAUCCAAUGGAGCCAGCCAAUCGAUCAAACUCAUUGCCAAUAUUUGCGUCAACCUCAUCGCCUUCCUUUCCAUUCUCUCAUUCACCAAUGCGGCCUUAACCUGGUUCGGAGAAAGAGUCAACAUUGAAAAGCUUACAUUUGAGAAAAUCUGUUCUUAUCUUCUCUACCCUCUUGCGUUCCUCAUGGGCGCCGCGAAGGACGACUGUUUGCAAGUCGCUGAGCUCCUCGGAUUGAAAACCUUCUUGAAUGAAAUGAUCGCUUACCAAAAAUUGUCACAAUUCAUUAGCAACAGAAAAGCAUUUGAAAAUUACACAAGCUACUUCAACAGUUCAGACAGCUGGACAUACAUUUCAAAUGAUGUUUACCUCAACCACACACAUGAAACAUUGUUGGGUGGAUUUAUGUCCGAACGAUCGGAAAUCAUUUCAACAUAUGCCUUGUGUGGAUUCGCCAAUAUUGGAUCAAUUGGAAUCAUGAUUGGUGGAUUGACCAUUCUGGCACCACAGAGACGCAAUGAUUUGGCAGGAAUGGUGGUGCGUGCCAUGAUCGCUGGCAAUGUGGCCUGCUUUCUCACAGCUUGUAUUUCAGGCUUAAUGAUCGAAUACUCCUAG
Molecule: messenger RNA, 1572 nt
Organism: Acanthosepion pharaonis
Lineage: Eukaryota; Metazoa; Mollusca; Cephalopoda; Sepiida; Sepiidae
Source: the annotation of a GenBank genome assembly